AUGCGCGGAACUCUUCCAUUUGAUAUGCUCGAGCUACACAAGCGUUACGGUGAUAUUGUUCGUAUUGCCCCAGACGAACUUGCCUUCUCACACCCUGAUGCCUGGAAAGAUAUCAUGGGGCACAAGAAGGGGGAGCAAGAGCUAGGCAAAGCAGCGUGGUUUUAUCAACCCGUCGAAGAGCUGCCCAGACACGUCGUCAACGAGGAGAGAGAAGAGCAUGGCCGACUCCGCCGGCAGAUGGCCCAUGGAUUCUCUGAAAAAUCAAUGCGAUCGCAGGAGCCUCUGAUACGGAGUUAUGUGGAUCUUUUCCUUCAGAGACUCUCCGAAAUUUCUCAAGAUGGAAGCGCGGUCAUAAUCUCGGAUUGGUACAAUUAUACCACUUUUGAUAUCAUUGGAGACUUGGCUUUUGGUGAGCCGUUUGGCUGCCUGGAAGGCUCAAAUUACGAUACUUGGAUCAAAAGUAUCUUUCAAUCAGGACAGUUGGGUACAAUCCUGCAAACACUGUCAUUUUAUCCCUCAAUCAAGAAAGCUUUGCUAUCGUUGGUCCCGAAAUCGAUGCGUGAUGCUCAGGAACAGCAUAAAACCCUCACAAAGGCUAAGAUGCUACGAAGAAUGGAACGAACGGAAGAGAGGGACGAUUUAAUUGAAGGGCUGCUGAAAAAGAAGAACGAACUGAAUCUGACUGUUGAGAAAUUAAUUGCAAAUGCUGAAAUUCUCAUCAUCGGUGGAUCGGAAACGACAGCAUCUUUGCUGAGCGGAGUGACUUAUCUACUUCUCACAAACCAGGAUGCAUACCAAAAAUUGAAAAAGGAAGUCAGAACUUCUUUCCAAUCUCAGAAGGAUAUCAAUUUGAUAUCAGUCGGCCGGCUGCCAUAUCUUCAGGCGUGUCUGGAGGAAGGAUUACGCAUGUAUCCUCCUAUCGCGAAUGGGUUACCGCGAGUUUGCCCUCCUGGCGGAGCAACAAUCCUAGGGAAUUAUAUCCCAGAAAAUACGUAUGUUUCGAUCCAUCAAUGGGCACUCUAUCGACGCGAUAACUAUUUCAAGGAUGCAAAUAAAUAUCACCCCGAACGAUUUAUGGGAGACACAAACUUUAAGGAUGAUAGACGUGAAGUGCUGCAGCCUUUCCAUAUUGGGCCCAGGAACUGCUUAGGCCGAAAUCUUGCAUACAGUGAAAUGCGUUUGAUUCUUGCACUGAUUAUUUUCAAUUUUAAUCUUCGGAUCUCCGAGGAUUGCCAUGACUGGAUUCAGCAGAAGAACUUCCUCAUGUGGCAGAAACACCCUCUCAGGGUCUACUUGCAGCCUGUAGUAUAA
Molecule: messenger RNA, 1311 nt
Organism: Penicillium cataractarum
Lineage: Eukaryota; Fungi; Ascomycota; Eurotiomycetes; Eurotiales; Aspergillaceae
Product: cytochrome P450
Exons: 4
Coding region: 1-1311 (436 amino acids)
Molecular function (GO): monooxygenase activity; heme binding; iron ion binding
Source: RefSeq, a predicted model, not a curated record